AUGUCCACUUUCCUGGACAAGUGCCCUGCCAAAGUCCUCAAGUCUACUGGCAUUGGGAAAGUGUUCCAGGAUGCCAUCUUCCCGUCCGUCCUCUUCCUCCCGAGUCUGACCCCGGAGGCAGAGUCUAUCCAGAUUAUGCAACCGGCGUACCGUGCUCUCAUUAUCUUGGCCGAGAAGGAUCCCGAUACCAGCAGUCCCACGCGGAGGUUGCUCCUGGAUAGCAUCAUCAGAGAAGGCAUACUUACGGCAUAUGACCAUGCAUCGAGUUAUAUUCACGUCGUGGAGACGCUCCUUCGCACCUUAGCGACAGUUGUUAACUGUCUUGGUGUCUACACUGUUAAACAUUUGCAGACACUCCUCCCCACCAUAUCAACCGUCAUGACCGACCCUUUUGUUGUCUCUCACCCACCUGCGCUUCUCGAGGCCACAAAGGCCCUGCAAGCCAUAUUGGCAAACUGCUGGCCUAGGAUAUGCCAAGGAGGAUAUGCAGACGAGGUGACGCGCAUCAUCGCAACUUGCUGGCUCAACAUACAGGAUGACGAGGUGGAUAGCCUAGUGCUCCCGGGGCUCCUGGGGGAGCUCAAAAAAUUGGCCUCCAUGUUACGGUCCAUACAACAUGCCCAGGGUGAUAAGACGGUACCACGAGUGGAAGAGAUCCUCAAGGCGGAGCCCAAGUUGAGGGAACUCUUUUCCACGACUCAGGCUGGUGCUACGUAA
This is a messenger RNA of Geosmithia morbida, 717 nucleotides long. RefSeq names its product Protein of unknown function (DUF2454). Bases 1 to 717 code for a protein of 238 amino acids. The record is from RefSeq and is a predicted model, not a curated record. Gene Ontology annotation, cellular component: nucleoplasm; centrosome; cytosol. Lineage: Eukaryota; Fungi; Ascomycota; Sordariomycetes; Hypocreales; Bionectriaceae. The transcript has 2 exons.